UGUUUUUCAGCCGAGCAACUCAAACGGAGACGGUGCUGGCUGGCUCUUUUCCUUUAUUUCAAGGGUGGUGGGAUCUCUACUUCGUACACAGCUUCAAAAUUGGAUUUAGACUAAAGGCUGUACUUUCCCGCAAGCUUCCGAGGAAAGAGGCGGCCUUCCCAUGGUCGGAGGUAAGCACUCGGGGACGACCGAUUCUCCGGACGAAGGAAUUCGCCCAACGCUCAACGCCACACGCGGAGAUAAAAGACAAGCCCGUUUCCCUCGGCUCGCGUGGGCCUGCGCCCCAAGGACGCUUUCCUCGCGGAGUAUUAGCAGGAGUUGGGCGGCCCGCGCUGCGCCUCCCUCUCCCCAUUCCCCUGGGGGGCGUGGCUAGCUUUGCCUUUCGCCAUGAUGAGCAAAUGACCUCGCGGGGAAUGAAAUUUAAAUUCCACAAAGGCGAGAGAGUUCUUUGCUUCGAGCCGGACCCGACCAAGGCGAAGGUGCUUUAUGAUGCCAAGAUUGUUGAUAUUAUUAUUGGAAAAGAUGAGAAAGGAAGAAAGGUCCCAGAGUAUCUGAUUCAUUUUAAUGGUUGGAAUAGAAGUUGGGACAGAUGGGCAGCUGAAGAUCAUGUACUUCGUGACACUGAUGAAAACCGCAGAUUACAGCGCAAAUUGGCCAGAAAAGCUGUGGCUCGCAUGAGAAGAAAAGGAAAGAAAGGGCGUUGCAGGUUGCCAGGUGUUGAUUCUGUACUGAAGCUCCUUCCUACUGAAGAAAAUGAAAAGACUAGUGAAAAGUCUAUAAGUAGUUCUGAUGAUGAUGAUAGUGAUGAAGGAACAGAAGAGGAGCUAAAGAGUGAAGAAAGUGACAUUGAUGAAAAGAUAGAAAUGAAAGAAGAGCAAGAGACUCAUGCUAAAAGAGAUAUGGAAGAAAGAGCAAUAAACAUUGAAAUUCCUGAAAUCUUGAAAAAGAAACUUGAAGAGGAUUGUUACUAUAUUAACAGGCGAAAGCGGCUUGUGAAACUGCCAUGUCAGACAAAUAUAAUAACCAUCUUGGAAUCAUACGUAAAGCAUUUUGCCAUUAAUGCCGCUUUUUCAGCCAAUGAAAGAUCCCGUCACCAUCAAAUGACAUCACAUACCAACUUGAAUCUCCAUUAUAUCCCACCAGAAAAAAAUGUUGAAUUAUGUAAAGAAAUGGUGGAUGGCCUAAGAAUAACCUUUGACUUCACUCUUCCUCUUAUUCUACUGUAUCCUUACGAGCAAGCACAGUUUAAGAAGGUGACAUCCUCCAAAUUUUUUCUACCAAUAAAAGAGAGUAUAGCAAAUUCUAACAGAAAUCAAGAAGAGCUUUCUCCAAGCCCACCUCUUCUGAAUCCAUCAACUCCACAAUCCACAGAUAGUCAGCCUGCAACAGGAGAACCUGCAACACCUAAACGCAGAAAAACGGAACCUGAAAUCCUGCAGUCUCUAAGGCGUUCUACGCGUCACACAUCCAACUGUGAUAGGCUGUCAGAAAGCAGCGCUUCUCCACAGCCAAAAAGGCGGAAUAUUGAGACUCCUGCUUCAAUGCCAAAAUUAUUUUUGCAUCUUGAAAAAAAAACUCCCGUCCACAGUGGGUCAUCAUCUCCUAUUACGCUAACCCCUAGCAAAGAAGGUAGUGCAGUAUUUGCUGGAUUUGAAGGCAGAAGAAAUAAUGAAUUGAAUGAGGUGUUGUCAUGGAAACUCAUGCCAGAAAACUAUCCUCCAGGCGAUCAGCCACCGCCACCUUCUUACAUUUAUGGAUCUCAACAUUUGCUGCGCAUGUUUGUAAAGCUUCCAGAGAUACUUGGGAAGAUGAGCUUUUCUGACAAAAAUCUAAAAGCUUUAGUAAAGCAUUUUGAGUUGUUCCUAAGGUUCCUAGCUGAGUAUCAUGAUGACUUCUUUCCAGAGACAGCUUAUGUAGCAGCCUGCGAGGCCUAUUAUACCACCAAAAAUCCACGUGCUAUCUACUGAAACUGUGGAUGCAGUCAAUUGUACAAACUGGGCACGUUCUAUGUCUCCUAUUUUAUUGCAUUACUUCAAGAUCAAGAAAAAUUGGAAGAUAUAAUUAUAAUAUAACAAAGGCUUUCUACAAUGCUGUUCUUUUGGCAUAAAGAAAUUUUCAUUUCAUUUCAGAGCUAUGCUGAUGUUGCAUUGUACACUCAUCAGAUAAAUGAAGCUCUGCAUUGACUGUUAAUGCAUAGAACUGCAUACAAAUAAAGUAAGAAAAAGGAAGAGAUGCAUUAGAAACAGACUUCAAAACUAAUUCAUCCUGUGUUCCACAUUAUUAUAGCCUUGCUUCAGACUGACCUCUCAUCAUUUCUGUUUAAAAAGUGAAUGCAGUUGCAUUGUGCAGGUUGUUCAUAUUUGGGAUUUUUUUCUAUAAAAUCUGUAAGAAACCACUUCUAUGUUAGCAUCCUUCAUGAGGGAUGGACUUGAUGAUACCUUCAAGGAAGCACUGUUAAUUCUAUGUAGGUCCAUUUCACAGUGACCAAAUAGCUUUGAUUGGAAUUAAUAAAUCCCAUAUAUUGUUUGAAUUGCUUCAGGGUGUUAGGGCUUUUUGUAUUUAAGAAAAGGAUAUACUUCAUAAUUUUUUGGAAGAAAGAAUGAUGAAGUGAUAGUUACUUGGCAAAAUUUUGGAUCUGGAAAUACUUGAGUUUUGUUUUGUUUUAAUUUUAUAGUUCUUGCUUGUAAAUCAACUAGAAUUUAUUUCUGAAAGUAAGAGAAGAAUCAGAAUAUUUUGUUUAUGUUAACAAAAGCUAACUGAUUUCUAAACUGGAAGAGGUUGAUAAAUAGGGAAGAGCCAUGCUAUCAUUCAGUUAGUCCGGUCUUACUACAGCACAACUUGAGAAGUUCAUUAAUUUCACUAGGAU
Notechis scutatus (mainland tiger snake) is the source of this 2866-nucleotide messenger RNA. It is a transcript of the gene MSL3, whose product is annotated as MSL complex subunit 3. Gene Ontology annotation, biological process: chromatin organization; regulation of DNA-templated transcription. The record is from RefSeq and is a predicted model, not a curated record. Gene Ontology annotation, cellular component: MSL complex; nucleus; NuA4 histone acetyltransferase complex. NCBI's taxonomy places the organism in Eukaryota, Metazoa, Chordata, Lepidosauria, Squamata, Elapidae.